AUGGCUUCUCCCGAUGCGAAGGACCGGUUACAACCAGCCGGGUUACUUGAGAUCCCCGUUGACGAUAAUUGGCUGGGCGAGCCAGAUUUCGAAGCUGACUUGGGUCCAAACGAUGAACAACAAAAUGAGCAGCUUGAUAUUGCCCAUCACAUGUUCUCUCUAUUGCUAGGCGGAAAACUGCUUCUUGCGCCGGUCAACAAAGACACUCAGACGUUGGGACUGGUACUGGUUCGGGACUUUGCCGACGAGUAUCCUUCUGCCGAAGUCACAGGCACCGAUUUGUCGCCCAUCCAGCCAUCCUUUGUUCCACCAAAUGUUAGUUUCGAAAUCGAGGAUGCCACGGAAGAAUGGACUUAUCCGCCAAACCAUUUCGACCUAAUCCAUACACGCGCGCUAUAUGGGGCUAUUGCCGAUUGGCCUGAGUUCUACAAGAGAGUUCUAUCGCAUCUAAAACCCGGCGGCUGGUUUGACCAACUAGAAAUGUCAAUCCAGUUUCAAUCCGAUGACGGGAGCGUCAAGGACGACCAUAUACUCUCCAUUUGGUCCAGAACAUUCACCGAAAUCGGAGAAAAGCUCGGAAAGACAUUCCGAAUCGCAGAGCUGGCCAAGGGAUAUAUGGAAGAAGCGGGCUUUGAGGAAGUUACCGAAGUGAAAUUUAAACUUCCUGUCGGGGGGUGGAACAGUGAUAAGCAUUUGAAGGACCUUGGCCGGUGGAACCUAAUCCAUUGUGAGCAAGGCAUCGAAGGAUGGGCGAUGGCCCUCCUAACGAGGGUGUUGAAGUGGUCCUUUGACGAAGUCAUGACUUUCCUUGCUCAGAUGAGAGUUGGGCUCCGAGAUCCCAAGGCGCAUGCGUACUUCAAUGUGUGGGUGCUUCCAAUAUCUAUUUCAUCCGUUGGUACUAUCCUUAUCGGCUAA
Molecule: messenger RNA, 915 nt
Organism: Uncinocarpus reesii 1704
Lineage: Eukaryota; Fungi; Ascomycota; Eurotiomycetes; Onygenales; Onygenaceae
Exons: 8
Coding region: 1-915 (304 amino acids)
Molecular function (GO): methyltransferase activity
Source: RefSeq, a predicted model, not a curated record